Messenger RNA from Dendronephthya gigantea, 2500 nucleotides. RefSeq lists its product as uncharacterized. The record is from RefSeq and is a predicted model, not a curated record. The coding region runs from base 935 to 2122 and encodes 395 amino acids. Lineage: Eukaryota; Metazoa; Cnidaria; Anthozoa; Malacalcyonacea; Nephtheidae. The transcript has 6 exons. Gene Ontology annotation, biological process: negative regulation of inflammatory response.
AUAUCGGAUUUACCCAAAUUGCGUUUAAAAAAACAAUAUGACCAAGAUAAACUUACGAGCUCUCGUGUUUCUUCCAAAGCCAAGUCACAACUGAAGUUCAUUUUCAACACGAGUCCGCCAUAAAAAGGGCUCAAUCGCUUUUUUUUAAUAGCCGAUUCUACAGGAUUCAACUGGUGAACUUUCAGAAAUAACAAACGUGCUACUUUCCAACACGUCAGCACCAGAAACAAAUCGCCCAUUAUUUGGUUUCGAGAUUGGCUCUGAAGCAAUUCCCAAUUCCGCGUAUUCGUAUCGUUCUCGCGGAUAUGCGUGCACGCGCGAAAACGCAAAGAUAAAACGGAAAACAAACGCAAACGUGUAAACGUUUUAAUUCGAAACGAACGCGUGUAGACAGAAAGGGCCUGCGGAGGAGGUAGUGUAGACAGGGUCUUAGUUCGCCGAACUGCUUAAAAAAUCAACUGCCAUCGGUUUGGUUAAAUUAAGAUAAAGUGCUUGCUUUCCGACUGAGCCAGAAGAAAUCGGUAGGGUAUGUAUAACACAUGCAUGAUUACGCAGUAUGACAUAAUAUAACAUUAUUGCUUUCUUUCCUCCGUAUAAUGUGGUUUUAUUUUAUUUUUGAGUUGAGUUCAUUUUAUCAUUAUUAUUCUUCACAUUCAGGUGUUCAGUUGUGUCCUUAUUCCAAGUGACUGUAAAGCGAUAUCACUGACCGAAUGAAGUUAUCGCUAGACUCGGAAGUUAUCGCAAAUAAAAUAGCGAAUCUAAUGUGAAUUUGAUACGAAGACGGAAAAGCUAUACAUGUUUAGCAUAUAAUAUAUAUGCCAAGUCACGAGUUCGCCGCGAGUAAUAUAGAUGUAAACAAAAGUCACAAGAAUUUACACAAGUAAUUCGAUACAUUCCAGCACAGCGUGUCACGGGUGUACACAAAUUCACAGAAAUGAGAGCUAAGAAAUUUUUGCUAAAUAUGUAUGUGUGUCUGCUAUUAUCAAUGCUCCGCUCCCUUGUCACCAAUGCCCAAACCUGCGGGGCUGGGGAAACGUUCAACGAACAACAUGGAAGCUUCGCCUAUAGCGAUGACUCCAUUCAUGAUGGUGGGUUUGAUCGUGCACUUUCAUGGAAGAUAACGGCACCACCUCGACAACAGCUCUCUAUAGUGAUCGAUAAUUUCAUAACACCAACUUGUACAAAUGCUACCACAUGCACGUGCGCCUUCCUCGCUAUCAGAGAUGGAGAGUGCAACAACUCCCGCCUUCUAGGAAGAUACUGUGGUGCACAAAUUGACUCGCCCAGAUUCUCAUCAAGUGGAAGACAUCUUAGACUUGAGUUUGUUUCGAAAGGCAGAAAAAUCACGAAAAUCAAGGGACAUUUCACCGUGAGUUACUCCAGGGUGACGACAUGCUAUACCUGGCGAUCACAAACACACAAAUGCCCAAAUGCGAAUACCAAAUUGUCACAUAACGAAUGCUGUAUUAUGAACGGAAGGACAUCGUGUUGUUUCCUCGGACGACGCAAUUGCACUGAUAAAGGAAUGUACCGCAACAGAUCAUAUUGCCCGCGGCCACACGAUGACGCAUCCAAGACGGUGUGUUGUAUCGUUGACAACCAACCAUCGUGUUGUGAAAGUGGUGGUAACCAUUGCAAUGACAAAUGGAUGUAUAAUCGCUCUUACUGUCCUAGCACGGAUGAGGAGAAGAUGCAAGGCUCAGUGAUAUGCUGCUCUAAGGAAGACCGACCGUCAUGCUGUUCAAAACCCGCACCCCAAAUUCACGAGGCAUGCCGUCCCUUCGGAAAAGACUGGGCAGAGGGCACCUGCAUUUUCAUUUGGAUCCUCGUGGCGGGCUUGAUAAUCUUGGCGAUAGUCGUAGCCGUACUAGUGUGGCUGAAGUGGACUUGCUAUCAUUGCCUUGCCUACGCAAUUGUUCAGUGUUGGCCUAUGCUAUAUGAAAGAAUACGAACGUUCUUUAGAUAUCUAUCGUUCGCAGUAAGCCUCGUUGUCACAACUCUGUGUUUCACACUUGUCUGUUGUCCUUGUUUCGCUUGUUUUAGAGAAUGGCCCUGGAAAGCUGCCUACCGAAUCGUCUCCAGAAAAUUUGGGAUUGGCGCAGAAUAUAUGAAUGUACAAUGAGGAUGUCAGUACAACGUUUGACAUGAAAAUUAUAUAUAAGCAUAUGCCUGAUCGAGUCAUGAUGGUGGUGAAUUCUAAAUUAAUAUUAUUCUUUUAAUUUUGCAUGGUGACAUCAAGUACUUACGUGGUGUACCUAUACAAGCUAAUUUACUUAAAUAGAAACUCAUGGAACAUUCGCUGCUUGUUAAUUUUUUCAAACAUUGCAUGGCCUCAUUGUUUUCUGUGUUUGUGGGAAAUGAACGUAAACAAAAAGUCGCCACUUUUCCUGGUUAUCCCUUGCGUGAAAAAUAAGUGAAUAGCGGCAAAUGGCAAGCGUUUUUUCUAGGCGAAAAUGAAUAAACAUCAUGUUCAAUUUCGAAACAUGCUCGCAACGUGAAA